Messenger RNA from Diachasma alloeum, 2215 nucleotides. RefSeq lists its product as uncharacterized. The transcript is spliced from 3 exons. The record is from RefSeq and is a predicted model, not a curated record. NCBI's taxonomy places the organism in Eukaryota, Metazoa, Arthropoda, Insecta, Hymenoptera, Braconidae. The coding region runs from base 337 to 1689 and encodes 450 amino acids.
GCCCUCUGCCGUCUCAUUGGCCCAUUUGAACUCCCAACUAUCCCAGGAAGAGGGGGUGAGCCAGAGUUAAAGGGUCCCAGCAGCGUGAGGAUUUUGUUUGUGUAUUUUUCUGCAUUUAAAUCCCCAUAAAUCAGCGAAAAAUCCCCCAUUUCGUGGCUGGAAUAAUUCAGAAGAGGAGCAGCCAACAGGGAUCGAUUCGAUGAGUCAAUAGAGAAAUUUCGUGGACUUUUCGAGGCUGAAGUGGUAAAUAUCCGCGGAGGCAGGCGUAACGGCCGUUGAGACUCAUUUCGGAGUCGAAUCGUCAUCCCGUGGACUCGUCUCCCUUUUCUCCUCGAGAUGGGCAAUUUCUCGAGUAAAAUAUUCCCUGAAUUGGAGAACGACGGAAAGUCGAGUGUCCAGUUGCAGGUGAAGAUGAGUGCUCUUGAGAAAAAUCAGAUGUGCACGCCUGUGAUGUCGAUGAAAAUGUCAAAUGACCCUAGGUCGGCAACUGCGGGCAUCACAAGGACUCCCAUCGAGAUUGCUUCGACACCCCCAAGGGCCAAUAAAAAAGUCGCCAGUGCCAUUCCUAAGUAUCUUCGUGUCAAACAGUACUUGGAGACUAAUUUAGACCUCAUCUUGCCUGCAGUCACUCCUGAGAAGAGAGUCCCUGACCCACGCUCCCCAAAUGUCAAUCACGAACGCACUCCAAUCAUGGUGAAAACGACAUCAGGAUACAUAAGCCCAAUAGUAACUGUGCAAGAAGGUCCAGAUAUGUUGACCCCCGACGCCUUCGACCCCCGUUCCCCAGCCACUGCCUUCGACAGAACCCCAAUCGCUCGUUCGAGGCCGUCCAACCCCCCUUCAGAGGGCUCAACCCCCAAAGACACAGCGAGCAGAAUGUCAUACUGUGAAACUACAGGUGAAUUCAACAUCCCAGAGAUCCAGACGAUCCCCACGUUCCCCACAAUCACCAUCGCAGCGUCGAAGAACCUCGAGGAGUGUAUGAGAGCCUGUGACCUGGAGAAUGCAGAGAGCAAUCUGGAUGAAUGUCCAGAGGACGAGGUCCUCCACUCGGAGGAGAGCGAAGCUGAGGACCAGAUCACAGUCAUUCCAAACGUCAGAGGGAUCCCAGAGCUCGAAGAAGAAGAGAUGAAGGAGAAAUCCCCUGGGGAAGAGCCCCAAGUCACCUUGGACCCCUCGAAAGUGCCUUCGAAGCCCCAAACCACAGGGGACAAAGGGCUGAUUCGAGUCUGGAGGGACUCAGUGUCUCCACUGCCCCCAGCAGACCCCCAGGGAGCCCUCAGGGAGGACUCCACUCCUCCUGAAGAGGUAAUGAUAGAGUUUGAUGAUGAAACUGUUGUGAAAUCAUCGCAGCCUAACGCCAGCAAGCCAAUUGUCAGACUAGACGACAAGUCGAAGCUUCAGAUCGUCAAUAAACAGAUCAAAAAGAUCCAGACGAGCAAGAAGGAGGUGAAGGGAGUCUUCGAGGACGUCAACAUCGACGCUGGCAAGAGCAGGACCCCCCUGGCCUGCAGGUCCAACCACAAAUCAGGAAAUCCCAGUAAAUCCCCGCAGCAGGUGCUGAGGGCGAAAGGACUCUCCACCAAACCUCGACAGCAGGAGAACACUCCGCCCAACACCAAGAGGUUCAGGACCAAGGUCAAGGGCAACGGGACUCAGUGGGACCCUGACAUGACGGUUAUCAUUUAAAUUUGGGGGUGAGGUAGGGGGAGAGUCAGGAAUUUUUUGAGUGCUGGGGAUUUGAGUUCAUAUUGAGUGUUUUUUAGGGUUUCUUUUAGGAAUUUAAAGCUCCUGAGGAGCACGACUUCGAUAGUUAUUCUUUAAAUUAAAAAAAAUAUUAUGUCUGGGCAAAAUGUCAUCUUUUGGAUGAUAGUCGAAGAGAUACCUCAAAUUUAUCAAAAAGUUAUCGAACAGACCGACUUAGCCAAAGAUGACAUUUUGCACAGACAUAAGACAGUUUUUUUUGGAGAUCUUAAAGGUAACUUUUGAAAUUGUGCUCCUUGGGGUGGGGAAUUUAGAAUUAAUUAGUGGCAUUGGCGCAAUUUCUCGUGGGGAAUCAGUGAGUGCCACUGUGUGACUGAAUUUAAACGGUUAAAUUGUAAUAAAUAGUGUAUUUUUAAUACGAACAGCAUUAUUCAUGUUUUUAAUGCAAUCCUCGUAUUUUUAGUAGUGUUGUUUGCAUCUCACAUCUUCGAAUAAAUAAUUAUAAAAAUAA